Molecule: messenger RNA, 3684 nt
Organism: Scheffersomyces stipitis CBS 6054
Lineage: Eukaryota; Fungi; Ascomycota; Pichiomycetes; Serinales; Debaryomycetaceae
Product: Zn(II)2Cys6 transcription factor domain-containing protein
Exons: 3
Coding region: 496-3684 (1062 amino acids)
Biological process (GO): regulation of DNA-templated transcription
Molecular function (GO): DNA-binding transcription factor activity, RNA polymerase II-specific; zinc ion binding
Source: RefSeq, a predicted model, not a curated record
CCAGUUUCUUUUCCUCAGAACGACUGGUAUUGUCACCGUAGCUACACAGUUCUCGCUACAUAUCGCCGGUAGUCUGAAACGUGACUUCGUCUUGUACCCUGGUCCUCGCUGUCGAAGUCCGUAUAGGCACAUAAAGUCAUCGUACCCUGCUCCACCUCGCUAAUUUUUUUCGGAAGCUUUCCUUGUGCUUCUCCAACAGAACAUCCCUAGACUCGUCUGUUCUUUGAAGCGUAGACAUACUGUAGUGUUUGGCAUCCAUAAUAUCCGUAAUAUCCGUCCGUCCACAGUGCCUGCACUAUUGCUGAAUCUUGAGCCGUCUCCACUAACUUCGGCAAAGUCAUCCAGAAAAGCUACACCAUCCGCAGCACAGUAUUCACUUCUACAAUAGUAAUAUCAGCAUAUCCUUGCGAUUCCUCUGCUUGCUUUCCCAAUCCGACCACAUCUAAAUUCAUAACCUAAUCCCACUGUACUUCACCUAAUGCCAAUCCCGUCAAUAUGAUGUUCCAAAACGACUCCAAGUUCCCCAACGUUCCAACCACGGGGAACAAACACACGCUCGACACCAUGAGCCCCUUCGUCCAUAGUCACGGCUUCGACAACUCCAGCCAAGCCAACAACCAUCCAUUCAACCCCAGCCUCCACAACAUCACAGCCAACAUAUCGCGUGGCAGCUAUAGCCCGGAGCCUCCUUCCAGCUCAGGUCUCGAUUCUUCUGUGCCCAACUUGUUUUCUGCGUCGUCAAACACGUCGGGGUCGUCCGUUUCGAAGCCCGGUGUCGUCACUAACAAGCACGUGAACCCCAACGCUGUACCUUCUACUAAUAAAAAGCGUAAGUCUAACGUGAGGGCCUGCGAUGCCUGUGCCAUCCGUAAAGUCAAGUGUGAGGCGCAGAGACCAUGUAGCCACUGUGUUUCCAACAACUUGAACUGCACUCAGCUACGUGAAAGAAAGAAGUCCGGGCCAAAGAACUUACACAGAAAGACUUUGGACUCCAUCAACAGUUUGAGCGAGGUCAUCGAGCUGAAUACCGGAAAACCGACAACGAAAAGACCGUCGCUUCUGGCACAAUCCAGUAGCAACAACAUCACGCCCAUCAAAGAGUCUUCCAACGAACUUGAAGACGAUCAACUCUCUUCUGCCUCUAAUGCCCCUGUUCAUGCCAUAAGCGGCGCAAUACCCAGUAGUAUUCCCAUGGGAGCGACGGAAAGCGCGAAUGCGACGGCUGAAUACAAAGUAACACCGUAUAACUUGAUUGAGAACAUUGCAAUGAUUGGUGAUGAACCUAUAGUAUUCGAGUUGGUAAAACCUCUUACUGUCCAGUCGUUGGCGAUAAACUACAUGAAGUUGAUAGAGUUCGUAGCCACUAACUAUCCAAACCUUCAGCAUCUUCCGAACAAUCCUUUCCAUUCUGAGCUUAAUCUCAUGGAACACCACGAGGAUUCCGUCUUUCUUUCGAAAUUAUUGGUAGUAUUGACGGUGAACUUGAUCACGAGCGAGAUCUUGAUCAAGUUGAAGAAGCAGAAGUUCAGAAACUUCAUUAAGUACCCGAAGAAGAACUUGUUGUUCAAGAAUUUCAAAAACUAUAGGAACUUGCUUCAUUUCAAAUGUAUUGAAAUCUUCAUCUUGAUUGAAAAGAACUCGAUAGUGCCAUCUAUAACUCCCCAGACCGGCACUAAAGCCGGCAACUACCAGAGCCUCUACCCUUUGAACCAGUACCAGGUCUACUACAACUUGUCUUUGAGUUGUUUGCACUUGUGUAACUAUUAUCAUAUGUUGAACUUGACGAACACGCUAAACACAGCCAAUUCAAGCGAUAACAAUUAUGGCAAUGAAGCUCAGGAGCACCAGAAACUCAUCAACUUGAGGAAAAGUAUCGCCUAUUUCCAACUUAUUAAUAUCAAAGCCAGCGACAGCGCGGUUGUCGUACAGCUCUAUGAGUUAUUUGAGAUCUUAUACACCUUUGAAAGAUACUACAUGGUGUAUUCGUCCAACAAUUACAAUCUCAACUUGGUGAGAAACAACGACGUUGUGAUCCAGUUGGACUCAAAGCGUUUCAUGAAGUAUCAUAACGAAAAUAUCAACAACUCAUUCAACCUGAACUUUUUGUUUGAGAUGAUCAGUAGUGUGUCUGAGAGCAACGAAAUGGAUUCUGCGACAAUCAGCAAAAUUGUAAAGUUUUCUAACUUUAACAUUCGGCUCAAGGACGGCAAUACGAUGUUAUCUAAGUAUAGCUCUUUUUCUACAAAGAUCAGAGCCUUGAGGAGCAGCGACGAGAUUCUUGAGGUGAUCAAGAAUGUUUUUCUUUUCAAGUUGUUGAUAACCUUCCCGUUAGAUAUGGAAGAUUCACGCGUGGAAUUGAAGCAGAUCACAGCUGAUUUGAACUACUCUUUGACAAGAUCUAAUUCUGAUUUGUUCAAGCUUCAAGUUUCCAACUACCAAUUGUUACCUCAUCUCUUGCAUUUGCUCAAAGUGUUGCUACAAGUGAAGGAAGAAGAGGUUCUGAACCGGAUGGAGGAUCAAAUUACACAGGCCACUAAAAUCGAAGAUGCUCAGGAGCAGCAGGUUUAUGUAGAGUUCAGUGACAAUUUGAUCAAACAUUUCCCGUUCUUCAACAACAUUAACAAGUUGAUUCGAUCUGAGAAGCUCUUGAACUCGUGGUAUUUGAAUCUCACCGAGAACAGAACCAAGUUGAACGAGUUUAAGAAGAUGUACGACCACAAACAGACGCUCGAGAGAGAACUCAUCAAGUCUCAAGGAAAUAUUGACGUUUCUAUCAAUCAACUUUUGGAAGAAUUAGAUGCGACAAAGUUGAUGAUCCACUCUAGCACCUCCUCGAUUCCUAACUCAAAUAUGGUUACGACGUAUCCUCUGCCGGAGAACCAUAACGUAAAGCCGUCUUCAUCAGGCUUCAAUGCUGAAGAUCAAGACGAAGAAGAUGAAGAAGACGAUUUCUUUUCUAUAAAUCCAACUUCGCGUGUACAGAGAACCACUCCUCCUCUCAACCAGGCCAAGUUUGUCUCGAUGACAAGUCGUGCGUCGUCUUCUACUUCUACUUCUUCUUCUGUUUCUGCUACUGAUGCUACCUCGAUGAGCCAGAAUACUGAUCAUGUGAUCAUACCGCAGCCAAUGGCACCUACUCCUAGUGCAAUGCAUCCUGCCAAACACGACGAAACUCCCGGUGCUAUGACCAUGAGUGCUAGUAGUUACAGUCUAUUUAACGACUUCUACGGCGCAGGCACUUCAGGCUCGCUAACUAAUUUGUUUCAGUUCAACAACACCUUUCUAGGCAGUGGUGGAAGUCCACUCCCACCUCCACAAAAUCUCCAACAACAACAGCAACAGCAACAUAAUCAUCUACAACAGCUUCAGCAUCCGCCGCAGCCGCUACCGCCUCCGCCGCCUACUGUCUACGGUAGCAAUCUUGUAGCACCUUCUAUCCGAGAGGAAGAGGUCAAGUUGACUCCAGUUGCAAAUUUGGAACACUUGUUGCCUAUUCGGGACGUAUCACGUGAAUUGAAAGAUGGAGAAUAUGACAAAAGCAAGGCGAAAGGGCCGGCUAGGAUAGAUGAAAAGAAGCCCAGAUAUGGAAGUAGUAGAGCUCUUAACUGUAGCGGAGAGGAGAAGAAGAAGAAGAAGAAGAAGAAGAAGAAGAAGAGCGAAAGAUACAGAACGCCAGCCCAUUGA